Calypte anna (Anna's hummingbird) is the source of this 2118-nucleotide messenger RNA. RefSeq names its product interleukin 10 receptor subunit alpha (gene IL10RA). The record is from RefSeq and is a predicted model, not a curated record. NCBI's taxonomy places the organism in Eukaryota, Metazoa, Chordata, Aves, Apodiformes, Trochilidae. Gene Ontology annotation, molecular function: protein binding. The transcript is spliced from 7 exons. Bases 230 to 1846 code for a protein of 538 amino acids.
GCUGGUAGGAAAUGCCCAGCCCGGGCUGAGAGAUGAGCUGUGCCUGAGUGGGUGGACACGAAAGAAAAGUGGAAGUCACUACACAGCUACUUUCCUCCCACUGCUCUAACGCCUCCAAGACGUCACUGAGCCAGCCCCCAAGGGAAAAACAAGCCUUGGGCAGCCUUCCAGAGCAGAGCCCAGCACCCUGCUCACCCAGCCCAGCACCCGCAGAGGAUGCGGAGCUGCCAUGGUCCCCCACGCCGCAGCCCUGGCCCUGUGCCUGGCUCUGCUCCUCGCCUGGAUGGCCGAUGGUGAGAAGCUGGGGAGCCCCAGGCAUGUGCGUUUUGCUGCAGAGAUUGGACAUCACCUGCUGUGCUGGGAGCCCGGACACAACAGCCCCAGCAAUGUCCAGUAUGAAGUGGAGCACAGAGUCUAUGGCACAAAUUCCUCUUGGACAGCCAUCCCAAGCUGCACAAAGAUCUCAGAGCUCUUCUGCGACCUCACAUACUACACCCUGGCUCCUGCACUGCGCUACUAUGCACGGGUCAGGGCUGUGUCUGGAAACCAAACGUCCCCGUGGCAAAGGACCAACUCUUUCUCCCCACAAGAAGCCAUCCUGCGUCUGUGGGGCCAGAGCCUCUCUGUGAUGGGCAACACCAUCCACGUGAAGCUGCAGCUGCUCCUCAGGGCAGGGAACAUCACCUUGAAAUACGACGAUGUGCAGAAGCACGCCAGGAGGUACCGGGUGUACGUCAGGAGGGCGCAGGACAACCGGACGUACCAAGUGAUGGAGACCAACACAGAGUUCAACAUCAGCAACCUCUUCUGGGGCACAGAGUAUUGCAUCAGUGUGGAGCCCGAGGUGGUCAGCCGGCCUGCCCGCACCACACGCACCCCUGAGCAGUGCCUCACCACCAGACAGAGAGAGGGGAGUGCAGAGCUUCUGCUGAGCAUCCUCACCUCCUUCAUCCCCCUGCUGAUCUUGGCCCUCCUGGGAGCUCUGCUGGCAUGCACUUACAUCAAGAAACCCGUCAGGACGCCAUCUGUCCUGAAAUCCUUCAUCAAGCAGAGCUCCUUCUGGGUGGAGCAGGAGGCAGCCCAGUCCUGGGGCAGCCCAGACUCAGACCCUGUCCAGCAGCUGUUCCUGUGCCAGAAGGAGCCCCAGCAGGACAGCAGCCCCAGCACAGCCCAGCUGCCCCUGGAGAAGGGCUGGAGGCUCCCAGCAUGGCCUGAGGACUGCCUGUGCUCCACUGUGGAGAGUGGGGACAGCAGCUGUGCCAGCACAGACAGUGGCAUUUGCCUGCACACCUCUGAGCCGAGCUGCUCCGUGGGCCACAAGCCCCAGGGCUACAAGCAGGAGCUGCCCACUGGUGAUGACAGUGGCAUGGGCUUGGGGACCACCUGCCCGUGCCCCCCGUGCCCCUCCAGCAGCAUGGAGCUCAGCCUCUCCUCCCCUCUCCCACAAGCUGUGGAGUUCCGUGGGUACCUGCAGCAGUCCCAGGGCAAGGUGGAGUCCCAGCAGGACCCAUCCAAGACAGCGUCCUCCUUGAGCUGCCCAGGCACCAUGGACAUCAUGCUGGGCACAGAGUGCUCUGAGCUGGCUGUGUCCAAAGGGUAUUUGAAGCAGUCCUCUCCUGAGCAUCUCUGCAGCCACAGACUGGACCUUGCUCCUUGGGGGGCUCUGAGCUGGGGGGCUCUGGGUGCUCCCUUAGCCUCUAAAGCCAGCCCUGAGCUCCUGAAAGCUCCCCUCGAUCUGAGCAUCUUCAGUACUGACCUCCUGGGGAUGCUGCCCCUCGAGUGGCUCCAGCUGCAAACCCAGCCCCUGAGCCUGCCCAGUGGGGACAGCAAGGACAGCCACCUCUGAGCUGGGGACCAGGAGCCCACCAGCUACCUCUUGUACCCACUGCCUGUGGGAGCAACUACUCUGAUAAGCUACCACCAACCCCCAAACCUCAGUGCACCAAGAGCAGCCCUGCCCACACUGUGAUCCAUGUUCUGCCACUAUUGCCUACAGAUGUUAUUUAUUCUAUUUAUUUUGUAAAUACAGAAAGGAUGUGGUGUUAUCUGUUUGGUCUAUUCAUCUGUACAUCCUCUCCUAAGAUCAAGCUGUGCUUUCCAUUUUUAGAUAUAGAUGUU